Molecule: messenger RNA, 678 nt
Organism: Medioppia subpectinata
Lineage: Eukaryota; Metazoa; Arthropoda; Arachnida; Sarcoptiformes; Oppiidae
Source: the annotation of a GenBank genome assembly
AUGGCUGAACCGGCUCUUAAACCAAAUUAUAUUUCAUAUGAUGAAAGAUUGAGUACUUAUAGUAAAGAUUGGAAUAAACAAUGUAGUAGGACAUCUGAAUCUCUUGCUGAAGCUGGUUUCUAUAUGGUUGGUACACUAAGAUCUUUUUCUCGGCACAUUACUAAAGAUGUAUGGACAGAGCAUGCCUUUUGGUUUCCGUGGUGUGAAUUUGUUAUAGUAAUAAAAGGAGAAGAGUUUAUUGAUCAAGUGAUUAGAGAAAACAAAUAUGGGAUCCAAAGAUCUUUACAAACAAAUCGAGAUGAUAUACUGCAUGAAUGGAUGUUAUCAGGGCUUGCUUGGGGAGCAUUAAAACGGCGUGUUACAUCAUAUCCAGAAUUGUUAAAUGUUAUGAUUUUAAGAUAUAAUGAAAAGGGAGAACCAUUUAAAGAUCAGAUAGAAUUUAACAAAUUUCUUGUUAAUUAUAGAAGCAAAAAUAACAUGAACGCUACUGAAAAUGAGACAACUCCGCCUAUUGCAAAGAUUGAAGAACUGACGUGUAAAGUAUGUAUGGUUUACGAGCUUGGCAUCUCAUUUACACCAUGCGGUCAUAUGAUUUGUACUAAGUGUUCAACACAAUUAAGCGAUUGUCCAAUAUGUCGAAAUAAAAUAAAAUUUAUACAACAACUAUAUUUUUCAUAA